This is a messenger RNA of Ilex paraguariensis (yerba mate), 234 nucleotides long. The record is from the annotation of a GenBank genome assembly. NCBI's taxonomy places the organism in Eukaryota, Viridiplantae, Streptophyta, Magnoliopsida, Aquifoliales, Aquifoliaceae.
AUGGAGAAUGAGUUAAGAAGAGGGAGUUUAAGCUGUGAAGAUGGCGGGAGAACUAGACUCGAUGAAGAAGAAGCGGGAGAAAGAAGGGAGGGGUCUAAUCGGCCACAGCUUCUCGACCGCCAGCCAUCGCCUCUCUCCUCUGCACCGCCUUCAACCUCACAGGUGAUCGAGAAAAGGUUAGAGAAUCUUGACGUAAAGUUCUUGACGGAAAUUGCCUCAUACAUCGAGAUUUGA